AUGCAGUUUGUGAAACUCCUAACCCAUCUUGGCUUGCUGGCGGCCGUUCAGGCACGUACUUUGACCCCGAUCCCCGUGCGUCAAAUAAGCACUCCGGGUCCAGCGCAGGAUCCCCAGUAUGUCAAGGUGAAAGGAAUCAGCGUUCUUGGCAGCGGUUGCCCCCCUGGCUCCGCUGAUGUGCAAAUCGAUGCCACCGGAACACUCUUUGAAGUCACCUUCUCGGCGUAUGAGGUGCAGACUGGGCCUGACACCAAGCCAGCUGAUUGGCGCAAGAACUGCAAGUUGACCAUUAACAUGGAGUUUACCUCUGGAUUCCAAUUCUCCGUCAUUGACACUGACAUGAUCGGCUUUGCCGAGAUCCCGGCGGGAGUCAGUGGCCAGUGUAUCAACACGUACUCCUUCACCGGCAACGGCGCGGAGCACGUCGACUACAAGAUUCCUCUUGAUGGGCCCUAUAGCGGUAACUUUGACUUGCAGUCGCGACCUGGCAUUUACUCGUGGUCGCCUUGCGGCGGCAGCACUGCCAUCCUCAACAUGAACACUGCCUGCAACAUCUCCCCCACCGGCAAACCGGCACUCAUUGCUGUUGAUCACAUCAGUGGCAAGCUUACUGUAGAGUUCCAUAUUGAGUGGCGACCUUGCCCCAAGGUUUGAGAAGAUGACGUUUCUCCUGCUCUCAAGGAAACUCGUUUGCGCAACAGUGCCACUAUUUAGCCGAAUGGUAACUAUACUAGAUAGAAGAAUAUAUUUCCUUGAGGGCAUUAUCGAAGUAAACAGAGUGACUAGUUGUACCCAGUCUUUCUGCAGGUUACCAAAAACUACUCUACAGAAACUGUGUUUGAGAGUAGUUUUACACGUCAUAGCCGGGAUUGAGCCUACCUGCGACUGUCAUGGUACGCCGUUUUUCACAGCAAUUAAUUGCAUUAUUUUAAAUGGCUCUUAAAAUUAGACAGGAAAAUUAAC
[Torrubiella] hemipterigena is the source of this 963-nucleotide messenger RNA. The record is from the annotation of a GenBank genome assembly. NCBI's taxonomy places the organism in Eukaryota, Fungi, Ascomycota, Sordariomycetes, Hypocreales, Clavicipitaceae.